This is a messenger RNA of Vidua chalybeata, 979 nucleotides long. RefSeq names its product PYM homolog 1, exon junction complex associated factor (gene PYM1). Gene Ontology annotation, molecular function: RNA binding. Bases 13 to 675 code for a protein of 220 amino acids. Gene Ontology annotation, biological process: exon-exon junction complex disassembly. The record is from RefSeq and is a predicted model, not a curated record. Gene Ontology annotation, cellular component: cytoplasm; exon-exon junction complex. The transcript is spliced from 4 exons. NCBI's taxonomy places the organism in Eukaryota, Metazoa, Chordata, Aves, Passeriformes, Viduidae.
GCGCGCGCAAAGAUGGCGACGCCCUAUGUGACGGACGAGACCGGCAGGUACAUCCCGUCCACGCAGCGGCCGGACGGGACCUGGCGGAAGCAGCGCCGGGUCAAGGAGGGCUACGUGCCCCAGGAGGAGGUGCCCGUCUACGAGAACAAAUACGUGAAAUUCUUCCGGAGCAAACCCGAACUGCCGCCGGGCUUAAACCCCGAGCCCACCCCUUCCCCACCGAGCCGAGGGACCCCCGGGCGGCCCGAGGGCUGCGACCCCUCCCCAGCUUUAUCCAAAAGCGCCCGGAGGAACCUGAAACGCAAAGAGAAAAGGAAACAGCAGCAGGAAAAGGAUCGGGAAAACGACGGGGACGGACUGAGCCAGGCGCUGGAAAAAAUCGGGCUGAGUGACGGCGGCCGUAACGCCGCGGCUCAGCCCGGGACCGAGCGGGCGAGCAGCGCGGGCAGUGACUGCGGGCAGAGCUCGGGGAGCCCCGCGGGCCGGGGCGGGCCCGAGGAGCGCGGCCGGCGCAUGAAGAGCCUGCGGAAGAAGCUGCGGCAGGUGGAGGAGCUGCGGCGGCGGCUGGAGGCGGGCGCGGUGCCGCGGCCCAGCCCCGAGCAGCUGCAGAAGCUGGCGCGGAGGGCGGCGCUGGAGCGGGAGCUGCGGGAGCUGGAGCUGCAGCCGGACUCGUGACCGCGGCCCCGGCCCGGCCGGGCUUUUAAAGGGGUUUGGGGUCUCGGGCUGGGCUUUGGGGGUUUUUCUCUCUUUGGUUUCUUUUAGGUUUUUGUUUUUUUUUUUUUUUUUUUUUUUUAAUUUUAUUUCAUUUCAUUUUAUUUCAUUUUAUUUUAGGUUUUUAUUUCAUUUAAUUUUAUUUUAGGUUUUUAUUUUAUUUUAUUUUAUUUCAUUUUAUUAUAUUUCGUCUCAUUUUAUUUUAGGUUUUUAUUUUAUUUUAUUUCAUUUCAUUUUAUUUUAGGAUUUUAUUUUAUUUUAUUUCAUU